Molecule: messenger RNA, 1420 nt
Organism: Tachyglossus aculeatus (Australian echidna)
Lineage: Eukaryota; Metazoa; Chordata; Mammalia; Monotremata; Tachyglossidae
Gene: ANXA2
Product: annexin A2
Exons: 13
Coding region: 89-1108 (339 amino acids)
Cellular component (GO): cytoplasm
Molecular function (GO): cytoskeletal protein binding; calcium ion binding; calcium-dependent phospholipid binding
Source: RefSeq, a predicted model, not a curated record
CUACAAAAGCCCCACCCAGCCUGCGGGAAGCCCUCACCCAGCCCCGGACCCUGGCCCAUCUCUGCACCCCUGCCCAGAUUCCUUCAAAAUGUCUACUGUUCACGAAAUUCUGUGUAAGCUUAAUUUGGAGGGUGAUCAUUCUACACCCCAAAGUGUUUAUGGCUCAGUGAAGGCCUACACUAAUUUUGAUGCUGAGAGAGAUGCUUUAAACAUCGAAACGGCCAUCAAGACUAAAGGUGUGGAUGAAGUCACUAUUGUCAACAUCUUGACAAACCGCAACAAUGAACAGCGACAGGAUGUUGCUUUCGCCUUUCAAAGGAGGACCAAAAAGGAACUCGCCUCAGCUCUGAAGUCUGCUUUAUCUGGCCACCUGGAGACAGUAAUUCUGGGCCUAUUGAAGACACCUGCUCAAUAUGAUGCAUCGGAGCUGAAAGCUUCCAUGAAGGGUCUGGGAACGGAUGAGGACACCCUCAUUGAGAUCAUCUGCUCACGGACAAACCAGGAGCUGUGCGAAAUCAACAAAGUGUACAGGGAACUGUACAAGACAGAGUUGGAGAAAGACAUUGUUUCAGACACGUCUGGUGACUUCCGCAAAUUGAUGGUUGCUCUGGCUAAGGGGAGAAGGGCAGAGGAUGGCUCCGUGAUUGAUUAUGAACUAAUUGACCAGGACGCCCGGGACCUUUACGAUGCUGGCGUUAAAAGGAAAGGAACCGAUGUUCCCAAAUGGAUCAGUAUCAUGACUGAAAGAAGUGUAUGUCACCUCCAGAAAGUUUUUGAAAGGUACAAGAGUUACAGUCCUUAUGACAUGGUGGAGAGUAUCAAGAAGGAGGUCAAAGGAGAUCUGGAAAAUGCCUUCCUUAAUCUGGUCCAAUGUAUUCAAAACAAGCCUUUGUACUUUGCUGAUCGGCUCUAUGAUUCCAUGAAGGGCAAGGGAACUCGGGAUAAGGUCCUGAUCAGAAUCAUGGUCUCUCGCAGUGAGGUUGACAUGCUGAAAAUCAGGUCCGAGUUCAAGAGGAAGUAUGGCAAAUCCCUGUAUCACUUCAUCCAGCAAGAUACUAAGGGAGACUACCAGAAGGCGCUGCUAUAUCUGUGUGGCGGAGAUGACUGAAAGUCCCGACGGGAAGCAGUCCAUAUCUGGAAAUGGUGCAUUGUGCUCUUCCAACUUGUAAUUUUAGAAAAUCAACUUGCAACUAACUAUAAUUUGCAUCAGACCCUCCUGGGCCAAUAGUAUCAUUUGCUUUCUUGUACUAUUUUUUUUUUUUUUUAGAGAACAUGCAGUGCUUGGCUUUCCUGAGUUUCCCUAUUUUAGCCAAAGAAAUGAACAUUCCAAAGCAAUGGAAGUGAAAUAUAUGAUGUGAAAUACUUUGCCCCUCAUGUACUGUGUCGGUGGAAAUAAACCCAGUUUUUACUUUGAAAACCA